This is a messenger RNA of Haemonchus placei, 966 nucleotides long. NCBI's taxonomy places the organism in Eukaryota, Metazoa, Nematoda, Chromadorea, Rhabditida, Trichostrongylidae. The record is from the annotation of a GenBank genome assembly.
AUGUAUGCAGAACAAUCCAUUGUACAAUCUUUUUCAGUUAAUGACACGGCAAAUCCCUCUCUCACUUACACAACCACCGAGGAACUUAUAAGAGAAGCCGCAGAACUCUGUACUCAAAUUGUGCUUGAGCAAGACACAAUGGUCGAAAUAGAAGCGCCUGUAAAUGUACUGUUCCUAGUUUAUCAAAUAGGGAAGCUGCAUGGCGCAGGACGCUGCUCUCGAAAGGAGCUCAGCUGCUACAUUCAGGUCUGUGGCGAUAUACAUGGCCAAUAUUCCGAUUUGCUUCGGAUAUUCAAUCGAUGCGGCUACCCUCCUGACUGCUCCUAUUUGUUUCUGGGCGAUUACAUCGACAGAGGACGCCAACAAUUAGAAGUGAUCACUUUAUUGAUUAGCUAUAAAAUUCUUUAUCCAGAAUGCUUCUUCAUUCUUCGUGGGAAUCAUGAAUGCAAAAUCAUCAAUAAGGUUUACGGUUUCUAUGAUGAGUGCAAACGACGCUACUCUAUAAAACUGUACUACGUCUUCCAGGUCGAACACGCGUUCAAUCUUAUCUUACUUAUGGAUCUGUUUGAUUCGUUGCCGCUAUGCUCAUUAGUUAGUGGCCGAAUUCUGGGAAUGCAUGGAGGCCUCUCGCCGAAGUUGACGUCCUGGUCAAUGAUGGACGAUAUCGCACGACCUCUCGAUCCUGAGGAUAACUCGUUAGCAAUGGACUUGUUAUGGGCGGAUCCCGAUAAUUAUACCCAAGGAUGGGCAAGAAACACACGCGGAGUUUCAUAUGUUUUCGGAACUGAUGUGGUGAAAAAAUUCUGUCGCGAUAUGGACCUGGAUUUGGUGGUCAGAGCGCACCAAGUGGUCCAGGAUGGCUACGAAUUUUUCGCCGAUCGACGUCUCGUUACUAUAUUCUCGGCCCCAAAGUAUUUUCGCUCUUUUCUCUUCAGGAUGUUCUAUUACUCCAUGAGCUCCGUUUAA